Messenger RNA from Apaloderma vittatum (bar-tailed trogon), 276 nucleotides. It is a transcript of the gene MRPL51, whose product is annotated as mitochondrial ribosomal protein L51. The transcript is spliced from 2 exons. Gene Ontology annotation, cellular component: mitochondrial large ribosomal subunit. Lineage: Eukaryota; Metazoa; Chordata; Aves; Trogoniformes; Trogonidae. The record is from RefSeq and is a predicted model, not a curated record. The annotation marks the transcript as partial. Gene Ontology annotation, biological process: translation. Gene Ontology annotation, molecular function: structural constituent of ribosome.
CGUAAGCAGGUGGAUCGGUGGACGAAAAAACGGGCCUUGUUCGGGGUCUACGACAACGUGGGCAUCCUGGGGCUUCUUGCAGUCUCUCCUCCCUGCUGCGUGGUGUCCACCUCUUGGGAGGCAAUCCUCUUCCUCCUCGGGAGUCCGGAGCUGCAGAGGUGCAUCCGCAAGAAACAGAUGGUAGGAGAUCGGAUGUUUGUAGAUGACUACAACAAACUCACCAAGAGGAUCCGGUACCUGUACAGGCGCUUCAAUCGCACUGGGAAGCACCGCUAG